AUGGCUGCCAUGUUUCCCGCGGCUGCAGAGGCGAAGCAGAGCGCAGACGUGCUUUGCGAGCGUUUCUCCAGUCUGUUUGCGCUGUUGGCCAAAGAGGAGGAGACGCUUAAGGCAACUGUCCUGCAGAAUGAGCUCAUGGAGAAGCAACUGCAAGAGCUCCGCUACGAUCCUCGUCGGCUAACUGGCAGCUUCGCCGCGGAGGCGGCGGAGCUGCGGAGCGAGGCCCACGCCGCGGAGCAGAAGGCGGCGCUGCGCCACGGGGAGGUGGGGGCGCUGGCCGCAGCACAGGCCACCUAUGAGCGCCAGUGCGCGCGGCUGCAGGAGCGAUGCCAGGCAGAGGCUGGCCAGGAGCGAUCCGCCGCCGAGGCCAUGGGCCGAAGCACCUCGGAACAGCGCUUUCUGAAGUCUGAGAGCGAGGAGCUGACGCAUCAGUUGGAAGUCGCGGAGGCACAGCGAAAGGGCAUCUUGGACGACUUCCAAGCGGCGCAGGAUAUUGGAAGGCAAGCCGCCGAGAAGUCCAAGGAAUUGCAAGAGAGGCUAGUUGCCGAGAAGGCCAAGAUGCAGAAGGUGCAAGAGGAGGUGCGCCGUGGUCAGGAGGAUGUCUCUGCCGUGGAGAAAGUGGUGGUGUCCAAGCGUUCGGAUGUGCAGGAAUUGCAGGGUUCCUUGGCCGAGGAGCGGGAGGUGGCGCAGCAGUCUGAAACGCGACUGAGGGAACAGGUGGGCAAGAGGGCCAGGUACGAAGAAGAGCUUGCGACGCUGAGCUCCAAGCUGGAGCGCUGCCGGAGGGAGGGAUCCGAUUUGCAGGCCCAGUUGGAUGAGAAGACGAAGGAGGUCUGGCUCUUGAAGGAUAGGUUGCAAGCAGAGGAGCAGCGCCACCGGACCGAGCUGGAAGCCGCUGAGGCGUCCAAGGCACAGAAAGAGCGCAUGGAGGCGGAGUUGAAGGGAGCCGUGGGCGCCAAGACGGACGUGGAGUUGGAGCUUGGAAACCUCCGGAAGCUCGCGUCCGACUUGGCGGAGCAAUGCGCCGCGCAGCGGCGCUGGCGGGACGAGCAGUUGCAGAAACAAAGUGCCGGGGAGAUGGCUGCUGAGAGACUCAGGAAGGAGCUCGCCCAGCUCCAUUCUGAGCAGCUGCGCCUGCAGCAAGAGGCCAAGCAGGCCACACAUGAGCGCAAUCGCUUGGAGGUGGAGUUGCAGGUGGCAAAGCCCGCCUUGGAAGAAGUGUGGCGCCGCUGCAAGGACCUGGAGACGCGGCUGGUGGCCCGGGUCCGAGAGCUCAGCGACGAGUCCGACAAGGUAAGGCGCCUGCAAAAUGAGGCCGACGCUGCCAAGGCACGAAUCUCUGCCUUGGACGGCCAGAACAACCUCAUCACCAGGAAGCUGGACGACCUACGCUCCCCACGGGUUGACGCCUUCCAGAAACCGGAGCCCAUGGCGACCUUGAAAGAGCCUCGGGGAGAUAUGAGCGACCGGCUGGCAAUGAGGGACAGCCCCCAUGCGGAGCUUCCUGCGGUAUCUGCGGAAGCCAAGGAGUACAACGCAGAUGCUGUGCGCUACCUCUGUGAUUUCGUGACCAGAGAAGAAGCGCGCUUGGGUUUGCCCAGGUGA
Effrenium voratum is the source of this 1605-nucleotide messenger RNA. The record is from the annotation of a GenBank genome assembly. Lineage: Eukaryota; Dinophyceae; Suessiales; Symbiodiniaceae.